Tachysurus vachellii is the source of this 936-nucleotide messenger RNA. RefSeq lists its product as uncharacterized. The coding region runs from base 298 to 783 and encodes 161 amino acids. The record is from RefSeq and is a predicted model, not a curated record. NCBI's taxonomy places the organism in Eukaryota, Metazoa, Chordata, Actinopteri, Siluriformes, Bagridae. The transcript has 4 exons.
UCCUAUCAGUUUGAGUUAAGUUAUGUGAAAAUGUAUGUGAAAGAAAACCCAGAAGCCUUUGCAUUAACAAGCCUGUUAUUUCAGUUAAAUUUGAAGUUAGACUAAAACGGAGAGAAGAAGAAGGUAAGGAGUAGCAAUUAUAAAAUGUGUCUAUUUGUGGUCAAGUAUUAAGACAAUGAAUCAGAUCAUUAUGUGUUGAGGUAGCCGAAUAUAAAAUCAUUUUAAUCAAACUUACUUGUUCAUUAUAGUGGUUUUCUUUUUGUGUCUGAGAACAACGGUUGCCAUUAAACAUUACGGAUGACUAACCUGAGCACAGAUCAACAUGCUGUCCAGUCAGUGUGGUGUGAAUCAGAUGAGAACUACAAGCAAUGCCUGCAUAGUGUGUUUGGGAAAUCGAUUGCUGAGUAUUUCCUCAGCUCCUCGUACCUGCCCAGCAACAAUCCUGGCUGGUACACAGAGAUAACAGACAACAUGAGAGGUCAGAUAAGUGCCAAGGCAUUAUGGGACACACUAAGACAACGUUCUACAAAGGUUCUGGAGGAAAUGGAGACUGAAACUUCUCAGCAGGUUGAGAGAAUGCUAGGAGACUGGAAUAUGCUAAAAAGACAGGACCAUUUGCAACGACUUUCAGGGCUGAGGUUUAUGUACCGCAAUGCUCAACAUAACCAGGCCUACUCCAUGCUCCUGCUGCAGCAGAGACUACAGUCUCCCCUCUGUAACCUCGAUACAACCGAAGGACCCAGUCAAUAUCUAACAGAAGAGAACACACUUGUGAAAGAAUAAGGGGAGGAGCUUGCUGUUUAGUGUGUACACCCAGAAGAGCUAUUCAACUCUCAUGUUAAUGCCAUUCUGAAUGCUGAAAUACUACAAAGUGGUGUGUAAUUGUAUUACUUUUUGUAUUACAAUAUAUUAAAAUGGGACCUUUCACCUUUAGCU